Messenger RNA from Synchytrium microbalum, 1743 nucleotides. RefSeq lists its product as uncharacterized. The record is from RefSeq and is a predicted model, not a curated record. Lineage: Eukaryota; Fungi; Chytridiomycota; Chytridiomycetes; Synchytriales; Synchytriaceae. Bases 1 to 1743 code for a protein of 580 amino acids. Gene Ontology annotation, molecular function: protein binding. The transcript is spliced from 3 exons.
AUGUUGACUUAUACUCGCAAACGCUCAAAACGAGUCAUUGAUAGCGACUCUGAUGACGAGACAUCAACUGUCAACACUGCAGCUGCAGAUAGACAGGACUUGAAGCAGCUACAUCGUAAUAGGCCGAAACGAGUUAUACACAGUGAUUCUGAAGACGACAUCUCCAAAGUAGUCAAAGGCUUGAAUCAACUGUAUCGUAAACGGAAACCAGUUAUAGGCAGUGAUUCUGAAGACGACAGCUCGAAUCAUCCACGUCGUAAACGCAAGAAGAUUCAACCUGAAGAUUUGGAUGAUGGUGGUGGUGAUCAACCACAUCAUACCACUACCACAACAACCGAUACGCCAUCACGACACUCUUCUUCAGGAAUAUCAUCCACUGUUAUAGGAGAUGAAUCAGACCUGUCUUCUGUAGACUCUGAUUCCGAUGAUGAGCAGCUACAAGAAGAGGAGCUAAUACUCGACGACGACGAAGAAGAACAACAACAACUCCAUAAACGACAACGCAGCCUUGACACACUACCACUCGAAACAUGGAGACUCCUAGGCUCCAGACAUCUAUCGGCUGUCGACUUGUCUCGUGUUGCUGCAACUAGUAAGGCAAUGUCUCAACUGUUGCAGGAUGACGAGACUUGGAAGAAGGCUGUUGAACGAAAGCUACCGUGGGUGCAAUCUGUAUUUGGGAUAUCCAAGAGACAGGUUUCGUUGCUGUUGAUGAAUCAUGCUUGUCAAGUUUGUAAAAAGAGUAUUGGAGUACACAUAUACUGGCAAUGGAAGACUCGUCGCUGCCACGCUUGCAUAUCAGACAUAACAGUCAGCACAACAGCUCUAAAAGACGACCACGCAGUCCCUCAAAUCGCAUACCAACAUCUCCCAUCAAUUCCACAUAAGCUCAAUCGUGCUCGUGGUAUAGACGAUAAAGGUCCUCGCUAUCUCGUCGCAGACGUAAACGCCGCCUUAUCAGACUAUGAAGCAGCAUUGAAACAAGACGCUGUUUCUGCCUGGCUCGUAAAUGUUACCCUUGAUAAACAUAAACGAGAAUCAGGAAACGAUGUCAAAAUCGCUGCAAGUAUGGAAGUCAAGGCUGAGGAAUUUUUUGGAAGUCUUGCUAGACGAGAUCGUGAAUCACUAUAUAACGAUUUACGAAACCGAGUAAUGAAAUUAGACUGGUGUGAUGACUCCAUUAUCGACAUUGUAGUUGCGUCACCUUCCUGGAAGGCCGCAAUCAAGAAACCACUCCCCAGCACCACAAGAGCCUUCAAUGCCCUCACAUACAAAAUCAAGGAACAGAUAACGCCUCAACUUCUCACUACCGUAAACGACAUGUUUCGUAAGAAGAUCACUCAUCUUCGUCAUCAGCAAAAUAUCAUCCUACCAUCAACACCAACGUUGUUUGAAAACAUUGAAGAUGACAUUCUCGAAUCACUCCCCGAUAAUCCAGAUAGUGUGACUGAUGUAUGGCUGGAUGUAUAUGCGAAGGAGUUUGGACGUAUGAAAGGUGUCUUGCGGGAUUCGUUACAGAUGGACGAUGUUGAGAGGUUGGAGUAUCGGUGUGAGUGUAUUGGGAAUAGGAAUGCGUUUAGGUUGCAGGAGGUCUUCGAGCAUUGCUUUAUACAUCAUAGGAGAAGGUUUAGUGUUAAUGUGUGUGACGUUCUGUUUGAUGAAAUGUCUGUUCACAGCUCUGAAGUGAUUCAUUUUUACUUGGAUUCCAAGAUCAGAGGUGUUGUGAAUCAUGCUUUUGCUUAA